Messenger RNA from Cottoperca gobio, 6577 nucleotides. It is a transcript of the gene rasa3, whose product is annotated as RAS p21 protein activator 3. The transcript has 24 exons. Gene Ontology annotation, biological process: intracellular signal transduction; negative regulation of Ras protein signal transduction; regulation of GTPase activity. The record is from RefSeq and is a predicted model, not a curated record. Bases 183 to 2684 code for a protein of 833 amino acids. Gene Ontology annotation, molecular function: GTPase activator activity. Lineage: Eukaryota; Metazoa; Chordata; Actinopteri; Perciformes; Bovichtidae.
UCUGCCCGCUUGUUCACAACCAGCUAGCAGAAGCAGCGACCGGGACCGGUGUAUGAUCGCUGUUAAGAGAGCAUAGAUGUGCAAAACCCCUGGAUUAUCCGUGCGCUGGAGAGGCCAGAACCGACCACCGUGGAGGACUGUCUUUAUCUAGUCGUCAAAAGGGAAACAGCCACGGGGAAAGCAUGGCGGUAGAAGAGGAAGGUCUCCGGGUUUUCCAGAGCGUUAAAAUAAAAAUAGGAGAAGCAAAAAACAUCCCUCCGUACCCGGGGCCAAACAGGAUGAGGGACUGCUACUGCACCGUCAACCUGGACCAAGAAGAAGUCUUCAGGACCAAGAUCAUCGAGAAGUCACUGUGUCCGUUCUAUGGGGAGGACUUUUACUGCGAGAUCCCACGUAGCUUCAGACACCUCUCAUUCUACAUCUUCGACAGGGACGUCUUCAGGAGGGACUCAAGUAUCGGCAAGGUUGCAGUGAAGAAAGAGGACCUGCAGAAAUAUCACGGCAAAGACACCUGGUUCCAGCUACAACCUGUCAGUGCUGACUCAGAAGUGCAGGGAAAAGUACACCUGGAGCUGCGUCUGAGUGAAGUCAUCACAGACAGUGGAGUCAUCAACCAUAAACUAGCCACACGAGUGUUGGAGUGCCAAGGUCUUCCAAUCGUCAACGGCCAAUGUGAUCCCUACGCUGCUGUCUCCUUACUAGGACCUUCAAGGUCGGAAGCUAAGAAGACCAAAGUAAAGAGGAAAACCAACAAUCCACAGUUUGAGGAGGUUUUCUAUUUUGAGGUGACGCGGCCGUUAAGCUACACAAAGCGGCAGUUUGAUGUUGAAGAAGAGGAUGUUGACAAGUUGGCACUGAGGGUGGAUCUGUGGAACGCCAGCAACCUGAAGUUUGGGGAUGAGUUCCUGGGAGGUGUGCGCGUUCCUCUGCGGGCGUUGGAUCAGGCUGGGGUCCACGAUGCAUGGUACUUUCUUCAACCAAGGGAGAACGGAGGGAAGUCAGUGAAGGUAGAAGAGCUCGGAUCUCUGCGUCUGAACAUUGUUUACACCGAGGACCACGUCUUUCCCUCCGAACACUACACUCCCCUCAGAGAUCUACUGCUGCAAUCAGCUAAUGUAGAGCCCGUGUCGGCGUCCACAGCUCACACUCUGGGAGAGGUGUGUCGAGAGAAACAAGAAGCAGCCAUUCCCCUCGUGCGUCUGUUUCUUCACUACGGCAAGAUUGUGCCUUUCAUCAGCGCCAUCGCUCACGCCGAAGUCAACCGCACACAGGAUCCUAACACCAUUUUCCGGGGAAACUCGCUGACUUCCAAGUGCAUUGAUGAGACCAUGAAGCUGGCAGGAAUGCACUAUCUGCGAGUCACACUGAAACCCAUUAUAGAUGAGAUCUGCGCUGAAAACAAAUCCUGUGAAAUUGACCCGGUCAAGCUCAAAGAAUCGGAGAACCUGGAUACAAACAGGGAAAAUCUUCGGCAGUAUGUGGACCGUAUCUUCAACGUUAUCACCACAUCCGGCGUUCGCUGUCCCACCGUAAUGUGUGAUAUCUUCUUCUCUUUGAGAGAGUCCGCUGCCACCCGUUUCCAAGUUGACCAAGAUGUCCGAUACACAGCAGUGAGCAGUUUCAUUUUCCUGCGUUUCUUCGCUCCAUCCAUCCUUUCUCCCAACUUGUUCCAACUACGACCGCACCAUCCAGAUCCCGCCACCUCUCGAACCCUCACCCUCAUCUCCAAGACGAUCCAGACCCUGGGAAGUCUCGCCAAGUCUAAAUCUGCCAAUUUCAAAGAGUCUUACAUGGCUGCAUUUUACGACUACUUCAAUGAGCAGAAAUAUGCGGACGCUGUGAAGAAUUUCCUGGACCUGAUCUCCACAUCUGGCAAAUGGGAUCAGAAGAGUAUUGAAACACCAAUCAUGCUCAAAGAGGGAUUCAUGAUAAAGAGAGCACAAGGCAGAAACCGGUUCGGAAUGAAGAACUUCAAGAAGAGAUGGUUUCGUCUCACCAAUCACGAGUUCACUUACCACAAGACGAAAGGUGAGGGCGCUCUGUGCAGCAUUCCCAUAGACAACAUUCUGGCUGUAGAGAGGCUAGAGGAGGAGUCUUUCAAGAUGAAAAAUAUGUUCCAGGUUAUUCAGCCAGAGCGGGCGCUCUACAUCCAGGCCAACAACUGCGUUGAGGCGCGUGACUGGAUCGACAUCCUGACCAAAGUCAGCCAGUGCAACCGCAAACGCCUAAGCACGUACCAUCCUUCAGCCUACCUCAACGGCCACUGGCUCUGCUGCAAGUUCUCAGCAGACACGGCCCCUGGGUGUACGCCCUGCACUGGCGGCCUCCCAGCAAACAUCCAGCUGGACGUAGAUGGAGACAGAGAGACGGAGAGGAUUUAUUCCCUGUUCAGCACAUACAUGACCAAACUGAUCAAGAUGCAAGAGGCCUGCGGCAGUAAAUCUGUGUACGACGGGCCCGAACAGGAGGAGUACUCCACCUUUGUCAUUGAUGACCCCCAGGAGACCUACAAAACCCUGAAACUGAUUGUUUCAGCCGUUCAGACCUUGGAGCAGCAGCACACCAAGUACAAACGUGACAAGUUCAAGAAGACAAAGAUAGGCAGCCAGGAGCAUCCGAUUGGAGACAAGAGUUUUCAGUGCUACAUCCGCCAGCAGUCUGAGAGCUCCACCUACUCCAUCUAGCCCGGUGUGCUGUUCCUAUGAUGCCCAGAACCAGCUUAUUUUUCUUCACUGCAAAACAUCUUAAUGCUCCAUGUCUAGUAUUCAGUUUUAAUGCUUUACUUUUCCUUAAAACAAGAUUUAAAAAAGUAAUUAAUGAUUAGUGAUAUCAUUUCACUUAUUUCCAAUGCAAUGUAUCCAUGCUUCAUGACUUCCAUGCUUUUUUAAAGACUUUUCUGGAAGUAUGUGAUCCUGUUUUGGAAACAAGUGUCACCUGACUGGCUUAUUUGUUCAGCUUUAAGGAAAAUAAGAGUUUUAAGAGUCAAUACCAGACCGAACGAGCUGUGUAGAUGGACUUUUGAUUUUGCAAUUUCUCAAGAUGCAUCACUCCAAGUUUGGAGAACAGACCUCAGAUCAGCAUGAAAAGGAAACAGUUGUGGAGGAAAGGAGGGAUACGAAUGAAGACAUAAUCAUACCCAAUUCAUCUAUUGGGAUCUCCUGUCUGUGAUGUGACGAGAGAACAAACAAACGUUUUCACUGGACAGUUUUGACAGUGACCAACACGCACUUUAAUCGCCUCCAAAUCUAUGGAUGAACAAGCCUCGCAGCACACUUUCAAAAGCUUAUUUUAUCGGAUUUGUAUUUUGUUAUUUUGAUGGUUGACAUGCUGUCAUGUUGUUGUAUUUCACUCCAGAAGGAAGGAAGGACUCUAAUUUUUCCCUUUUUUGAGUGAUGUUUUAUUUUUGUCCCCAACCUCCUCAGGAAGGCUGUGAAGGUCGAGGGCACACAAGAAGGGAUUGUUGGGACCAAGCACAGCCGAGAACAGCUUGACGUUAUCAAUGUUAUCUAUCAAUUUCAUCCCUCAUUUUUAAUCCUCAUCAUCAACGUGCUAACAGAUGUUUAGGUUCAAGUUUUCAUGUUUCAUUUGAAGCCUUGUUCAGUUGUGGAUGGAUAUCAUGCUCCUGUGUAACCUGUACCUGAGUUGAAGGAAUAGUUUCUGACACAUGAGUCAGACAAAACCCAUGGAGGCUUUUUAAACAUUUUCUAAUCAUUAUGGGUGUAAAAAUGCAGCUUCUCUUUUAAGUAAGACAGAAUACACUGGAUAGCUAUUAAGUUUAACUCCAUCGAUGAACAAAAAAAAUAGAUAAUGUCCAACUUCAGAACCUGUUACUGUUGAUACCAGGGCCAGACUAACCCACCAGGGGCUCGGGGUAAACAUGUGCGUGCUGUGGGCCACUGUGUGAAUGUGUGUAUAAGCACAACUAUAUUCAUCAAAACACAUUGUGAAACCACAAUUUACACUGAAAAUAUAAUACAAUAUACACCCAGUGGCCACUUUAUUAUGCACACUGGUAUGGUAGCAACCUGCGCUUUAUGAAAAGUGUCUUGAGAUAACGUCUCUUAUGAUCUGGCGCUAUAGAAAUAGAAAUUGACUUGACUGCCAUAAAUUCUGCCUUUACAAAGUUUAUAAUCUUCAGUUUUUGGUGUCGGUGACAAAUGUGUAAAUCAAAUGUUUUAUUUCUGAAGUCAAAGUUAAAGGAAGUGUUGUUCUGGACUACAUAUUAUUAAGAGGUGUUUCUAAUGUUUUUCUUCUUAUUUACAUAUAUUACAUGAGUUGUGCAGAAUACUGAAAACACCUCUGAAUAUAAUGCUGUCCAGAACAACACCAUCACCAACUAUGACCUCAGUAACAAUCACAUCUCUUCAGACACAUCUCUAUGUCAAAAAGCCUGAAUGUUACAGGCGUCAUAAAAGUUGACUUUAUGGCAGAACAGUUGUAUUGGAUUGCAUACAGGUGUGGCCACUGAGUGUUUAUAGAAUAUAGUGUGCAUAAAGGAUUAAUACACACUUUUUGUAAUUAUAUUACCACAAACUAAAGCCUUCGGGCCCCUGUAGGUCUGCGGCCCCUGGGCAGUUGCCUGUUUUGCCCAGUUGGUAGCUCAACCUUGGUUGACAUGCACACACCUCCAUGGUGGAUUAAUAUUAGUGAUUUGCAGGGUUCAUAUCAAUGAAAAAAGUGUAUUUUGCUGCUUUUAAGAAGUACCGAUAUUUGUUCCCGGAGUCCAGUAAUUGAGCCUCAGCUUUGCUAAGAUCCCCAUUCAACACACCCUCAAGCUGCAUGCAGACAUGAUAAAGGCAAAUGUUUGUUUUUAACCAAACUAUCCCUUCAACCAUUACAAAGCAGAAUCUAUGUGUUAGCACAGCUCUUUAACAAGGAUGUUUCUUAGCUUAACUUCUAAUUAAUUGAUAUACUAACAUUUUAACCAGUCUUGUCUCAAGUUAUGUUUGUGAAAUGGAUAGUGUGUUACUGGUUGUGUUGCCCUGUUGGCUGCCUAAUAAUGUAGUUUUUUCAGUUUUGUGAGUUAGCUCUAUCUUACUUUUAAAAAGCUGCACCCUGUAUUUCAAAAUCUAUUUAUAUGCAUUCCUUUGAGAAACUGCCUGCUGUGAAUCUUACCGCUCAGCACCCCAGAAUCUGUUGAAGGUACGGGAUUUAUUGUUGUUAACAAGUCGUGUUGUGUUGUUCUACGCUUCCCAAAGGCAAUCACUCUCAUUGGCAUUCAUAUCCAUCAGCACUCACUCUCGCCAAAACCAGUGCAUGUGAAGUAUAGUUGUAGUCACAGCAACGGUAGCCUCCACAGUCACUUCUGUUUGACCAGGUCACUAAAAACCACGACGAAUUUUGUAUUUUCCAAAACUAAGUACCUGGUUAUUUAGCCUCGUGGUGUGUACCCGUGAGUACAGGAUCCCAAACAGUGCCAGUCAUCACUUUUAUAAAAUUCUCUUUUUGAAAAACAAGAAAAAAAAAAUCAUUGUUUAGAUAUGUUUUUUAUAUAUCUCACAACCUAUACUGUUUAAAAAACAGUACAGCAAUUAUUCCGAUGACAUCUUUUUCUUUGUCAAACGUGUUGAUCUCUAAACUAUAGGGAUGGUUGUGAACAGUUUGACUCUGUUUUGUAUCUUUGUCUUCAUACCGAAAUCUCGCUGUGUAUCUGAAUCGAAUGAUUGAGAUGCGUGUGUGUGUGUGUGUGUGUGUGUGUUUUGUGCAUAUGUGCGUGUUUGUGAGUGUGCAUUUGUCAGUAUGUGCAUGAGUGACUGACAUGACGGGUUAUAUUGCCAAUUGAAUUACCCCAGUGUUACAGGUCGGAGUCCCACUUGUUAAAAAAGAGAAAAUCACUGCCUGUAAUUAUACUAAAGACUGUAGUAGGAUUGUGGAAACACUGUUACUGUACUCUGGCCUGAUAUGGUGUAUGUCCUCUUGUGAAGAACCAAUGUUCCAUUUCAAGGAACCUUUGCCAAUAUAUUUUCCCCACUCAUUUUAUGUAUGUAACACAGUAAUAACAUUGAUGAAACAUUAAGAGAGAAGCUGUAACCUCUGAACUUUGGUGAGUGUUUGUUUUCCACCAGCUACUAACUCUCUCAGGUUUAUGAAACUCAGCACUGCGUGUGUGUUUUUUUUGCCAAGAGUGAGGAGACCUGGACUGAAUUAUAAACCACCAAACAGUUCUCUCAUCCCUAACUUGGUAAACAUAUUUAUUAUCAUUUACAGAAAAACCUUCCCAGAAACACUGGCUGAGUUGAUGGGGUAAUGCCAGUUACAGUAACGGCAACUCCUUCACCCUGAAUCCCACAAAGGAAUGACUUAUUAUGCAAUAAUGGUGUUUCAGCAUGCAAUAAUAGUAACAACCCCUCAAUAAGCCCAUCAAAUUAUCAACGCACAUCUGCUGACCUUUUGCAGUAAAAUUCCUCCUCGGAUAAACACAUACUAUAAGGGAGAACAGUGUAUUUUGUACAACUAUUUUAAAAAGUAUUAAAAAAUAAGCCUGUUAUAUGUGUACAUAAAACAGUUGAAUGAAUGGUGAAAAUGUGAUGUGUUUUUUCCCCUGAAUAACUAAAUGAAACCAAUAUUAAUGCAAAAA